AUGGAAUUUUAUAGUGAAACCACAACAGGGCCAAAUUGGCUUGAUCUUCCCAAAGAUUUGACAGCAAACAUCCUUAAGAGGCUCGGUACUUUUGAAAUUUUAGCCAGUGCAUCCAGAGUUUGCCCAUUAUGGUGGAACAUUUGCAAGGAUCCUCUCAUGUGGCGCACUAUUCACAUGCCUCACGUCCGUAAUUAUAAGUAUUUGGACAACAUUUGUUGCAUUGCUGUUGAACGAAGUUGUGGUCAACUCGAAGACAUUGAUAUUGAGCGUUUUGCCACCGAUAAUCUCCUUGAAUGCAUAGCUAACAAUGGCAGUCACCUUCUUUCCUUACGGAUGGUAGAUUGCUGGGACAUUUCAAAUAAAGGAUUCCGUGAAGCUGUGAGUAAGCUUUCGCAGUUAGAGAUGGUUGACAUUUCACUUUCCUUUGUAACUGGGGGUUCCCUUGAGGUCCUUGGUCGAUCUUGCCCUCUUUUGAAAUCGCUUAAAUUUCAUUUAAAUAGGGGGUUAGUUUUUUCCAAGUCUGAUGCUACUGCGUUUAUUAUUGCUGAAACUAUGCCUGCCUUAUGUCAUCUUGAUAUCAAAAGACAUGUGCUCUCUAAUGUUGGUUUACUUGCCAUUCUUGAUAAAUGUCAUCUUCUUAAAUCUCUUGACAUUCGGAGAUGUCCAUAUCUAGAAUUGAAUGAUAGCUUGGAGAAAAGAUUUGCCGAUCAGAUCAAAGAUUUGAAACGUCCAGAUGAUGAACUUGAGUCUUAUUGGUUCUAUGAGACAUCAGAUGAUGAAUAGGACGAAUACUAUAGUUUUUGGCCUUAUGGAGAAAUGUAGAAGCCUAGGAGUUGAUGUAAUAAGAGACUAGAGUAGGCAAUCCCAGCCCUUAUCAUU
Messenger RNA from Vicia villosa (hairy vetch), 879 nucleotides. Its product is annotated as putative F-box/LRR-repeat protein 23. Lineage: Eukaryota; Viridiplantae; Streptophyta; Magnoliopsida; Fabales; Fabaceae. The coding region runs from base 1 to 783 and encodes 260 amino acids. Gene Ontology annotation, molecular function: protein binding. The record is from RefSeq and is a predicted model, not a curated record. The transcript is spliced from 2 exons.